Molecule: messenger RNA, 2233 nt
Organism: Acyrthosiphon pisum (pea aphid)
Lineage: Eukaryota; Metazoa; Arthropoda; Insecta; Hemiptera; Aphididae
Gene: Pabp2
Product: poly(A) binding protein nuclear 1
Exons: 7
Coding region: 467-1456 (329 amino acids)
Cellular component (GO): nucleus
Molecular function (GO): poly(A) binding
Source: RefSeq, a predicted model, not a curated record
GUGUGUGUAACGUCUGUACACAAUAUUUCGGUUUUCGGUGUACACAACUGUUUUUUACGUCUCGCGUCGCGCUUGAUAGUGUCGUAGCUGUUAUUCUACUCGCCGUGAGUCCGGGAGUCGUGAACUCGUGACGUCGCCACUCGUUACUACAUAGUACAUAUAUUAUAUUCGUUACGUUACGAUUCGUUUGUGUGUUCGUUUGUUUGGUGUGUGUGUGUGUGUGUGUGUGUGCGUUAGUGCCUACUGCCUAUAGCGGGUUUUUUUUCCCCCCGAUUUGUUUGCCGGCAGACGUCCGCCGCGUCCCCUAACGACGAGUGAUCGCCCGUAGACGACCGCACCGCCGAAUAGAAAUUUUCAUCCGUUUCCAUCCGGACCGGACGCCGCGUAAGUACCCGGCCCACCCUUUAUACCGGGCACCCGACCGCUAGUCCACCGGUACGGUGUCCGACUCGACUAGGUUCUCGGGAUGACUGGCGAUCCGCUUGCCCAGGGACGGCGGCCAUUUGCAGCUUUUGACCACUGCCGAUCCGUGUGGCGGGGCGCCGCGGUACGGUUUCACGAGCCUUUUUUCGGGCAUUUCCCGGCGCCCCUCCCCCCUUUUCGCGACAACCGUUGUGCAUUUUUGCAUUUUGGCCCCGAUCUGUGGACUGCACACACGACACGAUCAUCUCGUCUCGAUCUGCCGCCAUCGUUACGCCCCCCUAGUCAAUCAACCAUGGCUGACUUAGACGAUCAAUUAUUAGAAGGCGGUAUUGAUUUAUCGUCCGAAGAACAUAACACGCAAAUUGGUAUAGAAAAUAGCAUGUCUUUUGAUUUAAUUGAAAACGGACAAUCAAACAAUGCCGAUUCUCAAGCGUCAGCAGACUCUGAUUUGGAAGUAAUUAGAGCCCGCGUACGAGAAAUGGAAGAAGAAGCUGAAAAGUUGAAAAAAUUGCAAUCACAAGUAGAUCAAGAAAUGUCAAACACGCCAGUACUGUCUUCUCCAAAUUGCUCGAAAACAAGUGCGACUUAUAAUUUGUCUGAGCAGGAAAAGGCUGAAGCUGAUGCUAGAUCUGUUUAUGUCGGUAAUGUAGACUAUGCAGCAACAGCAGAAGAAUUGGAAACUCAUUUCCAUGGCUGUGGUUCAAUAAAUCGGGUUACCAUAUUGUGUAACAAAUUUGAUGGUCAUCCAAAAGGAUUUGCAUAUAUUGAAUUUGCUGACAUGGAUUCUGUUAACACAGCCAUGGCGAUGGAUGAUUCUUUAUUCAGAGGUCGUCAAAUUAAAGUUAAUCCAAAAAGAACGAAUAAACCUGGGAUAAGCACUACAAAUCGUCCAGUAGCAUCUAGAGGAAGAGCUAUGUUCCGAGGCCGCCCAAUGUCACGUGGCGGUGCACAGUCAUCAUUUUAUGGUGGUUAUAGACCUUCACGUAGACCAAGAGGUGGUUAUUCCAGAAGAGCAAUGUAUUAUCCUUACUGACGUUCACAAUAAAUCCAUCGCUCAGUUAAUCGGUGGGAACCAUCAAUAUUAAGAAAAUGAAUAAGUUGUAACAAAAGGCUUUUUAAAAUGAAAAAUGAUUUCUUUUGUACAUACAUCCAAACAUUAACUUCAUAGCCUUAAUGGGCUAUUGGGAAUGUAUUAGCUUAAGUUUUUAUUUUUGAUUGAAAAUUGGAUUGAUUUAAUAUUAAUAAUUAUAGCCUGUAAUAACUAAUUGGGAAUAAAAAUAAUAUUGUGUAAUUCAUAUGACUGUGCGAUGAAUUGUGGAAUUGUUCAUUUAAUAUUAUUCUAAUUAGAUACAUUGUAUGUUUCAUAUUAAUAUUAAAUGUACUAUUUUAGAAUAAUAUAUCCAUUAUAUUAGAUCUUAAGGUUUGAAAAGUUCAUAUGUGCCUAGCUAUAAGUUUUAUUAUAUCUAGAUAAUUUUAAAUUAUUUUAACUCACUAUUUUUCUAAAUUUGAAACAACUUGUGUUUUUUUUUAUGUAAAUAUUAUACUACAUAUUUUUAUGUAGGUUCAUUUAUAACUUUAAAAAAUGUCAAAUAUGUAUAAAAGAUUAUUUGAAUCUUAAAAAUACAAUGUUUUUUUAAAAAUAAGAAAAAAAUAACCAAAGAAAAAAUUCGUGCAAUAAAAGUAAAAACAUAUUUAAAAAAUAAAACAAUUAAAAAAGAAUUGAGCAAUAAAAAUAUGAUCGACAAAAACAAUUGAAUAAAAAAAAAAACGAAAAAUUCAAAACAAAUAAAACACAUGCCCAAAUUUAAAA